AUGGACGUCUUUAAAGAAAAAGACAUCAUCUCCUAUGAAAACGUAGCUGAAGCCACUAAUUUAUUGAAAAAGAGCUUAGCAAGAGAAACAUUUGCCAUACGCUUUUGGGAUUUCAAAAAUAAAUCGCAAAUAACAGAAGACUAUGGAGAGCAUUUUAGCAGAGCACUUUCUCAAAAUCUUACACAAAGAAAAAAAAUCGAAAUCCCACACAAAAAAUCUGAAAAUUCAACCCCAAAAGCUAAAAAAAAAGAAGAUAUUCUUGAUAACAAUACCAAGCAUUUUCAUAUUGUUGACCAUGAAAAGAAACCGUUUAGGAAGCACAGAAGACAUUUGCCUUCAGAAGGAAAUUUCAAACGGCCUGAUUUAAAGAAUUUUAAAUUAUUUGAUGAUGUAAGUAUAUAUGAAAAAAGAAAUGCAAUAAGCAAUUCCCCGGAUAAAGGGACAAAAAAUAUAAGUAAAACUGGACUGAUGAUAGAGAACUUCAAAGAAAGCUUGAAAAAUGAUUUAGCAUUCCCUGAAGACCCUGACAAGGUUAGUGAUUAUAUAAGCAGACUUAAACAGACAAAAACUGUUUCGACGAGGAAUUUAUUAGAAGCAGUAAAAAAACAGAUCCUGGUUGAAGGCAAUCAAGAGCUCACAAGAGAUAGAGAUGAAACCAAAUGCCUAACAACUAGACCUUCCUAUUCUCACAGCUCAAGUGAGUCUUUGGUUGUAAAUCCACGGCAGUUUAAAGGUGGUUCUCUUGCAAACUCUUACACAGGCACACUAAAGGAUGCUUGCAAAAUCAUAGCAAAAUCUAAAUCCAAAAACUCUCCACCAGAUCAAUUCACACACACAGAAAAUGCAUCGUAUUUAGCUUCAGAAUUUUAUUCAUCAAGACAGCUCCUUACUCGCCUCCUUUAAAGGGGGGUUAUUUUUUUUUAAAAAAAUUAUAUUUAAAUUUUCUCUAUAGAAGUUGUUUAAUUUUAAAAUCUUAAAACAUUAUAAAUUGAGUGCAAUACUUUGAAUUUUAGCUUAUUUUAAUGAAGAAUUAAAUAAAAAAAUUAAUCAAUUCAGCAUGAAAAUUGUUUAAAUAAUAUUCUACUUACAUUUUGCCUAUUAAAUUAGGUCAAAACUAAUUUUAUAAAAAUUAAUAUUUUCAGCGAUAAAAUUUUCCUAUUGACAAGCAAAUUUGUUACGAUUUCAAGGGGGCUUAAAGCACAAAAAAAAUGUAAAUAAUACCAUUGUUUUUGUUUUAAUUUGAAGGAGGGGAGUUACAGCACGCCGACGCUGCCGACUUCAGGAAAGGAUGAACCCUAAAUUCACCAAAACAAGCUCAGUGCCACAUUUAAAAGGCUAUUUGUUUGAUUACAACCUCCAUCACUCCAGUCAAAGCCCAGCUAAAACUUUUCUUACAUCAGUUCCAGGGUCAUCCCAUCCGUAUUCUAUAGCAUCAACCUGAGCAUCUACAAGUCAUUCUCCGUCAAAGAGAAGAUCUUUAAGCCCUAACAGAAGCUCUGAAAUUAACUGUCUUAAUGCGGUUAUAGUAAAAUGUGGGCAAUUAGAAGAGAACACAAAGCAAGAAAAGCAAGGAAUCAAAGAAAUCGGACAAAAGAUAGGAAAUGACAUAGAAAGCCUUGAAGAUAAAUUGACAGAGAGGGAGCCGAAAUUCAAAAAAAGUUAUAUAAAGCAUAUUGUUGAUGAUUUCAAUGUGGAAAAAAGAGCGUUCAUAUAUGGGAGAAAAUACCAAGGAAGAUAUAUAUCAGGACAUAUGAAGGCCAACUCAUUGCUUCUUGAUCUGUAG
This is a messenger RNA of Blepharisma stoltei, 1783 nucleotides long. The record is from the annotation of a GenBank genome assembly. NCBI's taxonomy places the organism in Eukaryota, Ciliophora, Heterotrichea, Heterotrichida, Blepharismidae.